This is a messenger RNA of Kazachstania africana CBS 2517, 1215 nucleotides long. It is a transcript of the gene SPN1, whose product is annotated as transcription factor SPN1. Gene Ontology annotation, biological process: poly(A)+ mRNA export from nucleus. The transcript has a single exon. The coding region runs from base 1 to 1215 and encodes 404 amino acids. NCBI's taxonomy places the organism in Eukaryota, Fungi, Ascomycota, Saccharomycetes, Saccharomycetales, Saccharomycetaceae. The record is from RefSeq and is a predicted model, not a curated record. Gene Ontology annotation, cellular component: nucleus.
AUGGAUCCAGAUCAUAGUAUUAAUAUUAAUAAUACAUCAAACGUCGUUGAGGAAGCUCAAAUUAAUGAGAUUCAGACGCCUUCUGUGGAGCCAAUAACAUUCGAUAAUAACGGGAAUGAACCUGCCGUUCAAGACGGUGACCAUCAUGCGUCUAAGUCAAAUACUGAAGAAAAUGAUGUUGUAGUAGAUAGGGCCAUCAUAGAUAACAUCCCUGUGGAGGAUGAUGCUCCAGUCGAGAGAAAACGUAAACAUAUUGCUUCUGGGAAUGAUUCAGAAGAAGAUUCAGAGGAGGAAAAUAAUCAGGUUGAUACGACGCCAGAAGUAGACACAGGCAGACCAAUGACUAAACGUCAAGAGUUAGAAGAUAGAUUAGAUAGGCUAUUGAAAAAGCCAAAAGUCAGAAGGUCAAGAAGAGAUGAAGAUGAUUUAGAGCAAUAUUUAGACGAAAAAAUUUUAAGACUUAAGGAUGAAAUGAAUAUUGCUGCUCAAAUGGAUAUAGAAACCUUGAAUAAGAGGAUUGAAACUGGUAAUACCUCUUUAAUUGCUAUCCAGAAAGUCAGACUGUUACCAAAGGUAGAAAGCAUACUAUCGAAGGCAAAUUUAGCAGAUACUAUUUUAGAUAAUAAUCUUCUACAGAGUGUCAGAAUCUGGCUGGAACCAUUACCCGAUGGAUCUCUGCCAUCUUUUGAAAUUCAAAAGUCACUCUUUGCUGCUAUCAAAGAUUUACCAAUAAAAACAGAACAUUUAAAAGAAAGUGGACUCGGUAGGGUGAUGAUCUUUUAUACCAAAUCCAAACGUGUGGAACCACAGUUAUCUAGAAUGGCUGAUAGACUAAUUGCGGAAUGGACAAGACCCAUCAUUGGGGCAUCUGAUAAUUAUAGAGAUCUAAGAAUUACCAAAUUAGAAUUUGACUAUGAAAGAUCAAGAAAGAAAUCUGCAUUAGACUCAGCUAUCAGCAGAAAGAGAAAACUUAAUAAAACCAACAGCGCUACUGGCGAAAGAUCAAAUACGCAAACAUUAUAUGAGCAAGCUGCUGCAAGAAGAAAUAGGGCAGCUGCACCUGCACAAACGACAACAGAUUAUAAAUACGCCCCUGUCAGCAACCUAAGCGCCAUACAAAAUAAUGCAAGGACUACUGGUGUUGGCUCUACUUUAACCAAUAAUGAUAUGUACAAGAGAUUAAAUGCAAGUCUCCAUAAAAACAAGAAGAAAUAG